Molecule: messenger RNA, 2348 nt
Organism: Stylophora pistillata
Lineage: Eukaryota; Metazoa; Cnidaria; Anthozoa; Scleractinia; Pocilloporidae
Biological process (GO): protein phosphorylation; necroptotic signaling pathway
Molecular function (GO): protein kinase activity; ATP binding
Source: RefSeq, a predicted model, not a curated record
UCGUCUUCGUUCUCGGUCAUGCCACUUCCUGUUUAUCCUCGAAUCGAAAACUCGUAGUUAUCCAAGAUACAGACGUGAAACGUGUUUCGAAUCGCUGAACAAGACGAUAACGAGCAUUUCGUUCUUACAGAUAUCUAAUGCUUAACAGCUGGAAUCGAUCAUCCCGUCGGAGACAUCGAAGCAUCACACUUUGAUGGACGAAAACGUCUAUCAGUACGUGAGAAAUUCAUCACCUCUAUCUACAAUCUGUUUGCUACAUGUUUCAACCAAAGGGAAAUCCGGGCCAGAGAAAAUCGAUGAGUUUGAAUGACCCGAGAUCUGGCGAACAUAAUCCAGACCUUAAGUCAAGACUUUCAAGGUUCUCUCGGUUUUUUCGAGGAAAAGGUGUAAAAAAAGAAAAGAUUGACCCAGAACUUGAAGUCAAUCAAAGAGUUGUGACAUUUAUCGAGGACGAUGUAUCCAGAGGAACUAUUCGUCAUAUUGGUGAGGAGAAAGACUCCAAUGGAAUUGUUCAAAAGAUUCUUGGCCUAGAAAUGGAUAAAAUGAUCAGCAUAGGUGGAUGUGGCAGAAGGAACGGAAGACGGUUAUUUUCUUGUGAAGAAGGUUUUUCCUUGUUUAUUCCUGUGGAAUCUGUUAUGCUAGAAAGAGAGUUUGACGCUGAACCUGAAGCGCUUGAAACACCUGAAGAAGAAGAAGAAGAGAGUUCUGAGGAAUUCGAUUCGCAGUCCGACGAUGAUUCGUCAGAAAUGGGUAUAGACAAAGUUUCUGUCGAGAGGAAGCUUGAAGUCGAACAGGACCAUUGCACACCAUCAAACCCACAAGAGGAAGAAUAUAGAGAAUGGAAAGAAUACUGGAAAAUGCAGUCAACUACGUUACAAGAAGGGAUGACCAAUUGCAAAGUUGAAUCUGAUCACGUGUGGGAUGAAACAGUCACGUUAUAUGGACAGCUCGUGGAACAGAGCAUUACUGUAAGCAGUGAGUCUUUGGCACAGGGAUUAACGGGUUCUGGUACAGACUUGGAUGAGGAAACGAAACAUCAGAACAAUGAGGUUUUGGAACUACAAGUAAAGGAGGAACAACUUGUGAAAGAGGAACAAGAAGCUGUUCCUAGCAAAGCACUUCAAGAUGGCGAGAAACAGCAAAAUAAUGCACUUGGACAAACGAAAAAUGCUGAAGAAGACCUUAAAAUCUCCCAGGAUGACUUUUCCAUUACGGCUGUUAGAUUGCACGAAGCAGAGGAAGAGGAAGAGCGAAGAGUGGAAAACUUGUCAACAGAUUUAAGUGAGACUGAACAAAGAUUAAGAAAAGAACUUAUAAGGACAGAAAUUAGAGUGGUUUUGUUGAACAAUCAGCUCAUGAUUAAGCAACAGCAAGUGAAAAACUUUCAGAGAAAAGUUGAGACGAUGGAGCAACAGUUGACAGUAAGGGAACAUCAAAAAGAGACUUUUCGAACACAACGGGAUAAAGAGCAAAGAUUGCUGGAGGAAUUAAACGAAAAGGAGACGACAGAAAUUCUGCUACGGAAACAGCUCAGAGGAAAGGAUUGUUUAGAAGUAAGCCUCCGAAGACAGCUGAGUGAAAAAGGGCAACAAUUGGAGGAGAAAGACAAGGGAGAUGAAACUCUACGAGAAGAGUUUAGGGAAAUGGAAGGAAGGUUGAGGGAAGAAAUAACAGAGAAAGAUGCGAGACAAGUAGUUUUGUGUGAACAAUUCAAAGAAAAGGACCAGCAAUUGAAGGAGAUGAAACAACAGUUGACAGCGACAGAGGAGCGAGAAGAAGAUCUCAAGACGCAAAUAAGAAAUGUAGAAGAACAGUUGAGAAAAAAUGAGGAUCGAGUCGAAAAUUUGCGAACGAACCUCAGAGAUGCAGAGCAACGAUUAACACAGAACGAAGCACAAGAGGAAAAUUUACGUUCAAUUCUAAAGCUGACGGAGGAACGGAUGAGAGAAGAAUUAGCAGAAAAGGAAACGAGAGAAACUGAGUUGUGCGAACAGCUUAGAGAAAACGAGAAGCGGACUCUCGACCUACAGAGACGCUUGAGCGAGAUGGAACAGCAAUUGUCAGAAAAAAACGAUGAAAAGCAAACUUUGCUACGACAACUUACGGAGAUGGAACAACGAUCAAGGGAGGAGACAGCGGAGAUAGAGAUGAAAGAAAUUGGGUUUCAUGAACAACUUAGAGAAAGAGAGCUAGAAAUGAGGGAGAUAAGACAGCAGUUGACUGAGAAAGAGCAACAAGAGGAGAACUUACGAACACAACUAAGGGUGCACUUAAUGUAACAACGGCUGAGAGAAGAAGUGAUAGAAGAAGCUACUGGGCUAGGUGAACAGCUCAGAGAAAGGGAUCAA